AGGGGAAGCCCUGCCGUUUGCAAGCGCUGCAAAAAGUGUGCGAGACGCGAGGCGACGCGCGCACCGGGGAGUCUACAGGAGCGGACGCGGCGAGCGAAACAGAUUUUUUUUUUGUGUGUGAGGACAAGGAGACGACAGAGCAAGCUGUCAACAGAAGCGGCAGCAGCAAACCCUCGUCUUGAAUCGGUGUCUCCGCCGUCCGUGAGCACGCGCCACCGGAGAGCCAGAAGGUCGCUCGCGGGGCGCACCGUCUGCUCGUCGUUUCGCCAGGACGCUCUCGGUCCGACCACCCGCUGCCCGGCCUCGGACGCUGCCGUGCGCUCCGGUGAUGGACACGCAGCGGUGAGCGGAUGAGCGAGCCGCCCCGGACGUCAACAAGUCCGCUGCGCUGUGAGAAAAUGGGCUGUUUUCACAUUGUGGCGCGGAGGGCUUUGCUGUAACACCGGCGGAUCAUGGCAGGGGUACCCACUUCGGAUGCUGUGUCGGGACGCUUUUUGGAUCCUGCCGUCGGCGCCCCGCCAGCCCAGGGCGAGACCAACGCCGCGGGAAUCACCGGCGAUGCGACCGCACUCCCUGCGACCGGUACCCGGGCGUACUUGGAGGUGUCGGCCGCUGCCCAGGGCUACGGGGCCGAGGGGGUUUACACCAACGGGCGGUACAGGGAGCAAGCCAGCCCAAGGAUCGGGAGCGGCAGCCGUGAUAAUUCCGCCGAGAGAAGCCAGGGAGCUGGAAACGCACCCUGCGGCAUCAUGAAGGAUGGUUCGAAACAGAGGCAGGUGAGGAAGAAAACGGUGUCCUUCAGCUCAAUGCCCAGUGACCGCAAGAUCAACAGCACAGCUGCGUGCAUGGCCUUCAUGAUGGAGGGAUGUGAGAUGAAGAAGGUGCGCUCCAACUCACGCAUGUACAACCGAUACUUCCUGCUGGAUCCAGACAUGCACUGGCUCCGCUGGGAACCAUCUAAGAAGGAUUCAGAGAAGGCAAAACUGGAGAUCAAGAGCAUUAAGGAGGUCCGUUUGGGAAAGAAAACUCCUGUUCUGCGCAGCAAUGGUCUCUCAGAUCAGUUCCCUGAUGAAUGCGCCUUCUCAAUCAUCUAUGGAGAUAAUUAUGAGUCCUUAGAUUUGGUAGCCAGUACAGCAGAUGUUGUCAGUACCUGGGUGAUGGGCCUGAGGUAUCUGGUGUCAUAUGGCCGGCACACUGUCGACAUGAUGGAGCCCAGCCAACCAAGUCUACGAACUUCGUGGAUUGGCUCAGUGUUUGAACUAGCAGAUAUGGAAAAGGAAGGACACAUAGACUUGUUCAGGGCCACCCAGAUAAUCAAGGGCCUCAAUCCUGGAAUGAAAGAGUCUAGGAUAGAGCUGAAGUUCAAGGAACUCCAGAAAGCUAAAGACCAAUACGUAGAGGCAAUUAACAUGGACACCUUUGUGGAGGCCUACUGUGAACUCUGCACACGGCCAGAGAUUUUCUUCCUACUGGUGCAGUUUUCCAGUAACAAGGAGUAUCUGGACAGUAAAGAUCUGAUGCUAUUUGUAGAGGUGGAGCAAGGUGUGGAAGGUGUAACGGAGGACAUGUGCAGGGAUAUUGUUCAGAAAUUUGAGCCAUCUGCCGAAGGCAGGGAGAGGAGCUACCUCUCAAUUGAUGGCUUUACACACUAUCUCCUCUCCUCCGAAUGCCACAUCUUUGACCCCCAGCACAAACACGUGUGCCAGGAUAUGACCCAGCCUCUGUCCCACUACUACAUCAACUCCUCACAUAACGCCUCCCUUCUGGAAGACCAUUUCUGGGGUUCUGCAGACAUCAGCAGCUACAUCCGAGCUCUAAGGAUGGGCUGUCGCAGCAUUGAGGUCAUUGUAUGGGAUGGCCCUGAUAAUGAACCAGUGGUGUAUGUAGGUAGUUCUGUAGCCUCACAGCUAGCUUUCUCUAAAGUCCUGGACAUUAUAAACCAAUAUGCUUUUGAGAGCUCUGAGUAUCCCCUGAUUCUCUGCUUGGUGACCCACUGCUGCAUCCCCCAGCAGAGGGUCAUGUCACAGCACAUGAAGAAGAUUCUUGGCGACAAGCUGUACGUUGAAACCCCCAACAAGGAGGAAAACUACCUACCCUCCCCUGAGAAACUCAAAGGUAAAAUCCUCCUCAAGGGUAAGAGGCUACCGCCCAGCUGCACUGAUGCUGAGGGGGAUGUGACGGAUGAGGAGGAGGGUCUGGAAAUGUCCCGAAGAGUGGGAGCUGAUGAGAAGGACCAGCUAAAUGGAUUGGGCUGCAAGAGUCUCAGACUGUGCAGGGAGCUCUCUGAUCUUGUAUCUCUCUGCAAGUCAGUCCUGUUCAAGGACUUUGAUAUCUCUAAGAGAGACCAAAAAUACUGGGAGAUUUGCUCAUUCAAUGAGGUAGAUGCAAACAGGUUUGCCAAUGAGUUCCCAGAGGAAUUUGUCUGUUAUAACAAGCGCUUUCUCUCCAGGGUAUAUCCCACACCUAUGAGAAUUGAUGCCAGCAACAUGAACCCCCAGGAUUUCUGGAAGUGUGGCUGCCAGAUUGUGGCCAUGAACUACCAGACCCCAGGCCUGAUGAUGGACCUCAACCUUGGCUGGUUCAGGCAGAACGGCAACUGCGGGUAUGUUUUGCGGCCAGCCAUUAUGAGAGAGGAGGUGUCUUACUUCAGUGCCAAUGCUCGGGACUCCCUGCCAGGGGUGUCUGCCCAGCUUCUUCACAUUAAGGUCAUCAGUGGGCAGAAUCUGCCCAAGCCCCGCGGCUCUGCUGCUAAGGGUGAUGUGGUGGAGCCCUACAUAUAUGUGGAGAUCCAUGGCAUCCCAGCUGACUGUGCUGAGCAAAGAACCAAGACUGUGUCCCAGAAUGGUGACAACCCUAUUUUUGAUGAGAGUUUUGAAUUCCAGAUCAAUUUACCAGAACUUUCAGUGCUGCGCUUCGUCGUGCUGGAUGACGACUACAUUGGAGACGAGUUCAUUGGCCAGUACACCAUCCCAUUUGAGUGCCUACAGCCAGGCUAUAGACAUGUCCCCCUACAGUCUCUUACAGGAGAGUUCCUACCCAAUACCACACUGUUUGUCCAUGUAGCCAUCACCAACAGGCGGGGUGGAGGAAGGGCACAUAAGAGGGGUCUGUCUGUCAGGAAGGGUAGGAAGGCCCGGGAGUACACCACCACCAAGACCACAGGGAUCAAAGUAGUGGACGAGCUCUUCAGAGCAUCCACCCAGCCCCUCAGGGAGGCCACAGACCUCAGAGAAAAUGUGCAGAAUGCCAUGGUGUCCUUUAAGGAGCUGUGCGGCCUGACCCCCGCAGCCAACAUGAAGCAAUGCAUCCUGACAGUGUCUAGCUGGCUGAUGAACAGUGAGCGGUCACUUAGGGUAACGGUGGACCUGAGCGAGACCUACCCCACCAUGGAGGCGCAGGGUCCUGUGCCUGAGCUGCUGCGCAAGGUGCUCAACGCCUAUGACAUGAUGAUCCAAACCAGCAGAACACUGAUUGAGUCGGCUGACGUGGUCUACUCCAAGCUCACACAAGCACAACGGGCAGGUCUGGACUUCCAUGAGGACCUGCAUCGCAUUGGAGCAAAGGAGGGUCUGAAGGGCCGCAAACUUCAGAAGGCCAUGGAGAGCUACGCGUGGAACAUCACUGUGCUCAAGGGCCAGGCAGACCUGCUGAAGCACGCCAAGAGCGAGGCGCUGGACACUCUGCGUCAGAUCCACUGUGCAGCUCAGUCCUGUGGCCUCAGUAAAAACGGAGCAGCUUCCCCCCAGCUCCAGCAUCAUCCUCACCACCAGCCACAGCAGGUCCAGAUACAGCAACAGUCUCAGGCCAAGCCCCAACCACAGCCUCCACCACUGCAACAGUCCCAAACUCAGCCCCAAUCCCAGAUCGCACCUCAGUCUUAUCUCCAUCCCCUUCCCCAGCCACAGUCCCAGCCACAUUUCCAGCCACAUCCUCAGCUAGCAGCUCUCCCUCUGGUUCAAACUGUUGCAAAACCACCGGCCUAUCCUCAACCCCCGCCCCUACCCCAGCUUCAGUUUCAGUUCCAGAGGCAGCAGCUGAGGGCAGCAGGAUCUCUCGAAGCCAUCCCUGAGAAAGAGAUGGUCAGUGAUGAUCCUGCGAGAUCCUGCUGACCCGCAGCCUGUGCCCACAGAGAAUCCUACCCAAAGAGAGACAGAGAGAGCGAGAUAGAGAUGGAGAAGCAGAGGGGUGUACAGGAAAAGCAGGAGGCCAGUGACGAAAGGGAGAUGGAGGAAGUAAUGGAAAGAGUUAAAGAGAUGAUGAUGGUGAGGAAGACGCGUCGUGUUAGAAGUGAGACGCAGGUCUGAGAGGUGGGCUUAAGGAGAAAAGAAGGAGAAACCUCACACCGUCUGAGCCAGAAGGUUUUGGUUUCUUCUGUCGUCUUUCUUGUUUAAAGCAAAAGAGUAACAGCUAGUAACACACUUCUGGUAUGUGUUUCUACAUAGGAACGCAUUCAGUAGGUGGAUCAGUAAGUUGGAUAUCCUUGUCUCUCUCUGGGCAGUGCUAGUUACAUGCCUCUCCAGUAUGUACUCUAGCUCUGUGGGUACAGGCUUUACCUCGCGGCGGCGUCUAAUGCCGCAAAAUUUGCCUUUUCAUCUCCAGAGACUCCUCGGCAUGUCUUUGAGCUUUUGUUUCUUCAUGCUCACGCUCUUCCUCCUCCAUCUUAGACAUAGAGCUAAGAGCGAUCCCUCGCACCUUUCAAUGAAGAGGACGCCAUUUUGAUUUUAAGUGCACAAAGUAGAGCAGCUUGUCUAGGCUGAGCUCUGUAGGAUUCACAGAUGACCAUUUCAGCACAAACCAGUGAGCUGUAGAGCUAAACUAGAAAAAAAAACUGCAGCUGUUGAUGUGUGCACUCACACCAUUGUUCCACUUGCAUCCCUUGCUGCUGUGUCAACCUCCAUCAAGCCCCACACUUCUCCAGUGACAUUACUUAGGAUUUAAGUUCUUCAGCAUUCCCGGACUCUCCCCACAGGGUCUCCUUGUCUCCUCCCCAGGGGCUGUGUGUGUGUGUGUGUGACGUUACGUGAGUUGGUGUUUUGGUCCCCAGGGUGGAGCUAGUCCACAUCAUUGAGUGGCGGAGCUCACCAGCCAAUCACAACUGGAAUAUCUGACCCUGCCUGUUAAAGGCCAAAGGUCAACAGGAACAUGGUACUGCUGUCAGUAAAAACACAAAAUAAAGUAAAUAUAGAUGUAAACUGUAUGUAAAAUGUACGAAGGGAAAAUAUAUUGCUAUAUUAUUUCUUGCAGACACAGACAUUAAUGAUUGAUAUAUGAAUAAUUGUUGUUAGAUCUAUUGAUAUUUGGAUUCUUUUUUAACAUUACUUCCACAUAUACAGUGAUUUGACACCUGUUGUUCUGUGGUGCAGAUCAGGACAACCAGUGCAUGUGGGACUGGAACGAGGGAUUACGGGUUAGCGCCACAACACGAGGGUCAAACAAUAACCUGACAUGUGUUUCACUGCAAAGUGAGUGUGGAUUCUGUUGGUAUUAAGAGCUCCUUUAAGUG
This is a messenger RNA of Xiphias gladius (swordfish), 5503 nucleotides long. Its product is annotated as inactive phospholipase C-like protein 2. Bases 453 to 4109 code for a protein of 1218 amino acids. Gene Ontology annotation, molecular function: phosphatidylinositol-4,5-bisphosphate phospholipase C activity. Lineage: Eukaryota; Metazoa; Chordata; Actinopteri; Istiophoriformes; Xiphiidae. Gene Ontology annotation, biological process: lipid metabolic process; intracellular signal transduction. The transcript has 6 exons. The record is from RefSeq and is a predicted model, not a curated record.